AUGACUUACAUACUUGGAAACGAAUUUGGUAAAGACAUCGGUGAAAUCCGAGAAAAUGGGCAGCAAGAGUUAAGAGAAAGUUAUGAUUUUCUUGCCAAUUUAGCUGCCAACCAUUACAGCACCACCAGAUCCACAUCUAAGAAGGGAAAAUUGGAUGUCGAUGCUUAUGCUCUAUUGUCCUCACAAGUGGCAGCCUUGAACCUGAAGAUCGAUUCUUUGAAGGCUCCUCAGUCUAGUACUCCCCCAAUGAGUAUCAAUGCUAUGUCUAGUGUAGCUCCAGUGACAACUUCUUACUGCGAAGUAUGUGGAAUCCAAGGUCACUUUGGUCAUGAGUGCUCUUAUAGUUUACAGGAUACUACGCAAUUGGAGCAAAAUCCUCAACCCCAACAACAAUGGUCGCAACCACAGUUCCAUCCACCUCAACCACAUGUUGCUAGGCCUCCAUUUCAACAAGGAGCCUCACAUAAUUCUCCCCCGGGGUUUAAUAGGCCCCCGCAUCAAGGAUAUCAACAACCCCCUCAGAGCAGUGCUACUCCAGAGCCUAACAUGGGUGAUCUGUAUAAGCUCAUUGCAAAUAUGCAGAAGACCGCAGAGAUAGAUCAAAAGAACCAUGAUGAGAGCAUCAAAGAGUUGAAGAAUCAGAAUAGAAUGUUGGAGAAUCAAGUUGCUCAACUUGCUGACACUCUAUCUCAAAGGCAACCGGGUACACUACCAGGGCAACCUACUCCGCCCCAGAACAGAGAAAGUGUCAAUGCUAUCACUCUUAGAAGUGGCACUAAAUAUAAUGGACCCCCGAUGCCCACUGAUGAUGCAACUCUUGCUAAGGAGAACACAUAUGGACCAGGGAAAGCAAUUGAUGCAGAGCCUCAAGUCCUGGAAGUUGGUAAUGCUGAUGAUGUUGGUGCAAAUAAGGGGAAAGAGAAGAAUUCUGAUUCUCUCCCUAUUGUGCCUAAGUUACCUUUCCCUCACCGGAUGCAGAAAACUAAGGUCGAUCAACAGCUUGGUAAGUUCUUGGCAAUGGUCAAGAAUCUUGAGGUAACGGUCCCUUUUACUGAUUUAAUAUCUCAAGUUCCUGUUUAUGCAAAAUUUUUGAAAGAGAUGAUCACUAAGAAAAGGGAUUAUGGUGGUGUGGAGAGAGGCGCUCUAACUGAAGAGUGUGGUGCCAUAUUGCAAAAUAAGUCUCCACCCAAACUUAAGGAUCCGGGUAGUUUUUCCAUCCCCUGUCAUGUAGGUGCAUUGUUCAUUAAUAAAGCAUUAUGUGAUUUAGGUGCAAGUGUGUCUGUCAUGCCCCUUUCUGUCUGUAAUAGGUUGAAUAUGGGAAAACUAAAAUGCACACAAAUCACUUUGCAAAUGGCAGAUCGUUCUAUAAAAUAUCCUUUAGGUAUUUUGGAGGAUGUUCCUGUCCGGGUGGGAAAAUUCUACAUUCCUGUUGAUUUUGUGGUGCUAGAUAUGGAGGAGGAUAGUCAAAUCCCCAUAAUUUUGGGUAGGCCAUUUUUAUGUACUGCAGGUGCUGUUAUUGAUGUCAAGUCUGGGUCUCUUACUUUGAGUGUUGGUGAUGAUACUGAUACUUUUAAUCUAACCAAUGCUGUGAAGUCUCCUAUGCUUGAGAAUACUGGUUGUAGGAUUGAUAUUGCAGAAGAAAAUUCUCUAGACAACAUUCCUAGAAUGUUGUAUGAUGAUCUAUUGCUGGCGACUCUCACCUUGGAAGCCCAUAAAGGAGAAGGAGAUUGUGAGAUUGAUUCCUUGAUCUCGGAUUUAGAUGGAAUUGAAGUUGAGAAGGUCAAUGGUUUUGAGGUAUUGGCAACUGUUUUCUCUAUUUCCGAGCCACAGGUAACGAAGGUAGAACUAAAACCAUUACCAUCUCACCUUAAAUAUGCAUUUCUUGAUGAUAAUGAGGAUUUUCCUGUGAUCGUUAAUGCUGCACUCGACGAUAGCCAGCUUUCUAAGCUUCUGACCGUGCUACGUAUGCACAAAAAGGCAAUCGGGUAUAGCAUUGACGAUCUCAAGGGCAUUAGUCCUGACUUUUGUAUGCAUAGAAUUAACUUGGAAGCGGAUCACCGCCCUCGCAUACAGCCACAACGUCGUUUGAAUCUUAAUAUGCAAGAUGUGGUGAGAAAAGGGGUAGUGAAACUACUUGAUGCGGGCAUCAUCUAUCCCAUAUCAGAUUCUAAAUGGGUGAGCCCGGUGCAAGUCGUUCCUAAGAAGGGGGGGACAACGGUCGUUAAGAAUGAUAAGGAUGAGCUUAUCCCCACUCGUGUUGUCACAGACGACCAGGAGAAGACGACGUUCACCUGUCCAUAUGGAACUUUUGCAUACCGCAGAAUGCCGUUUGGUUUGUGCAACGCCCCUGCUACAUUUCAAAGGUGUAUGAUGGCCAUCUUUUCUGACUUCAUCGAGGAUAUCAUGGAGUGCCACUUUAUGGUCAAUGAAGGAGUGGUACUUGGUCAUCUUAUUUCUGAGCGUGGCAUCCAAGUUGACCGAGCAAAAAUUGAGGUGAUCGAGAAACUUCCCCCUCCCGUGAAUGUCAAGGGAGUGAGGAGUUUUCUCGGUCAUGCGGGUUUCUAUCGCCGUUUCAUAAAAGAUUUUUCUAAAAUUGCGAAACCCCUCACUCAAUUACUGCUCAAGGAUGCCACAUUUGAGUUCACUGAUGCUUGUUUGGAGUCUUUUGACAGGAUAAAGAAAGCAUUGAUAACUGCUCCGAUCAUUCAGCCUCCGGAUUGGGAUUUGCCGUUCGAAAUUAUGUGUGAUGCGAGUGAUUAUGCUGUUGGAACAGUGCUUGGCCAAAGAAAGAACAAGGUGUUGCAUGCCAUCUAUUAUGCAAGCAAAACCUUGGACGGAGCUCAGAUGAAUUAUGCUACUCCUGAGAAAGAGCUCCUUGCGGUUGUUUAUGCACUUGACAAAUUUCGGACGUAUCUUGUUGGUUCGAAAGUCAUUAUACACACUGAUCAUGCCGCUUUGAAGUAUUUGUUGGCCAAGAAAGAGGCCAAACCAAGACUUAUUCGAUGGAUUCUUCUUCUCCAGGAGUUUGAUUUGGAGAUUCGGGAUAAGAAGGGUGCUGAGAAUGUUGUUGCAGAUCAUCUCUCUCGGUUGAAAUUUCAAUCUAGCACAGACGGGCCUAUCAAUGAUUCUUUUCCUGACGAUCAUCUAUUCUCUGUGUCUUCUUAA
Spinacia oleracea (spinach) is the source of this 3165-nucleotide messenger RNA. RefSeq lists its product as uncharacterized. The record is from RefSeq and is a predicted model, not a curated record. NCBI's taxonomy places the organism in Eukaryota, Viridiplantae, Streptophyta, Magnoliopsida, Caryophyllales, Amaranthaceae. The coding region runs from base 1 to 3165 and encodes 1054 amino acids. The transcript has 5 exons.